CUGUUUUGGAAAAUCUUAGUGGUUAUUCUCCUCGUUGGGGUUGUGAUCUUUCUGUAUCAGCACUUCUCCCGUGGAACUACGCUUCGCUACUGGUACUCUAACUGUGGCUGUAUACCAGGCCAUAGGCUUUCGUUUGUUUUCAAGACAUUUGACAGACAGGUACGAUACGUACAGUUAAUCUUUGAAUAAAUAUCUCGCGGCAUGAUAAUUUUGCGGAGCAAAGAUAUUAUUGUUCGGUAUAGACGACAGCAGAACAUUAACACCGACAGAAACGUGAUAUUGCCACAUCUUUGAAGACAAUUUUCGAAUUGUUAGGUUAGUCUUAGGAGUCUCCAAAGGCAGAAAGUAGAAAACUUUUAGGUACGCUUUUUAGUGGCGGGGAUGAAAAUGUUUUCGUUUCUGAAGCGUAGUUCUCCUCUAAGUUCUAUGGUUUUCUGAGAAUAAUGUACCAUUCGGUGUCAUAGGACUGGCUAUUUCUGCACCCUCUUGGGAUCCCAAACAAAGGAAGGGAUCUGAAAAGAGCCAUUUUGGGUAACAGGCCGUUUUGAGGAUACAGUUUUGUAAUUCAUCACCUCUUAAUCCAUUAGAUUCUGAUUCUUUAUUCUCCCCCCCCCCCAGCUGCUACACAUUUUCUCUUAAAUUACGUGAGAGAAUUUGGUGUUAGAUCAAGAUAACUACUUCUACCUGAUAAGUUUGAGUGUUUUCAUUGCCUUUUUGCUGGAUAAUGUAUUGAUAUUGUUGGGAGAAGUUACAUGCUCAUCACUUCUGGGAACUAAAGGGUUAAAUGAUGGCAGAUCAGGAAUCUAAAGCUACUUUAUUCGAUGAUUAACAGUGUUAUCUACAUCUUAACUCCAUUGUUUUAGACGCCAAAGGUAAAUGGAGUAGAGUUUGAUUGGGAGAAGUUAAAAAACAAAUUGAGUUUGACAUUUGAAGCCAUGGAUCGUCAAGGUAUUUUACUACUUAAUCUUGACUAAUUCGUCCUUUAAGACUCAGAACAAUAAAAAACGAACCGGAAAUAAAAUAGAAUAGUGUAUUCUAAGGUUACAAAACAAAAAUCAUCAAAAGGGAGAUUUCUCGCAAUAGCACACAUUACAAUACCUUAAGUUGUGAUCACUGAUCACUGAGCACAGAGCACUGUUGAUAAUCCUGCUCCUUACCUAACCAUAUUUUAGGGAACGAAAAAUGAUUCACUUUAGCUCAGUUGUACCGACCUGUGCUCAGAACUUAGCCAAGUUAAGAUGACAAAGAAGUUAUAUAGAAUCUGAUUGCUCUUUUUCUGUAAUAGGAUUCAUCUGCUUUGUGAAUGUGAACCCGAAAAAAAUUAUCACAUUGCAAUAUGGAAGUCACAAAAAUGGGAUUCCCAUAGUUGAUGGAGCUUUCUAGACUAGCAGUGUUUUGAAAUGUUCUCUGUAAUACAGUUGACUUCACAGUAAGGCGAAUGUACCAUAGGAACGAUUAGCAUAAAGCUAUGGUGCUCAGAUGUGAACUUCGUAUUGGGGGCUAUCUCGCCCACUUAUCAGUCAUUCUAUGACCUUUUUGGGUAUAGCAAAAGCUAGAAAAUCGAUCUUUCUGACAAAAGGUGCCUUGCAGUCCACGUUUUUCUAAAUAGACACACGUGUUCCCGAGGGUGAAGCGAGAGGAAGAGUCAAGUUGUUAUUCUUAAACAAUUUUAAGUCUUCCUUAAUCAGGAUGGAUGGGGAAGGAAACUCUUUCUAUAUUCAAAGUAAUCGCUGCACUGAUUCAUUUCCUUUCCUCUUUUCUUUAAGGAAUGCACUACUACCUCAACAUAGACCGCUGUGCUUACGGAGGCGUUGUUCAAGUGGCCUCUUGGUUAGAUAACAUUCCUCAAGUAAGAGGUCCAGAGAUCUUUGCGGUAAACUCUGAGUACACUCAAGUGUACUAUCACGACGACGGCGAGUGGCAUCCCUAUAUAAGUGCAAGAGACAUCCGUUAUACUACCGAACAUAGAUAG
Messenger RNA from Pocillopora meandrina, 1972 nucleotides. Lineage: Eukaryota; Metazoa; Cnidaria; Anthozoa; Scleractinia; Pocilloporidae. The record is from the annotation of a GenBank genome assembly.